Messenger RNA from Suillus fuscotomentosus, 894 nucleotides. RefSeq lists its product as uncharacterized. The transcript is spliced from 3 exons. The record is from RefSeq and is a predicted model, not a curated record. NCBI's taxonomy places the organism in Eukaryota, Fungi, Basidiomycota, Agaricomycetes, Boletales, Suillaceae. The coding region runs from base 1 to 894 and encodes 297 amino acids.
AUGUCAGGUUCAUCAACAUCACAGGAUCUUCCCAUAGCACUCCUGCCGCUCACAUUGCAACAACGUGAUGAGAUCGAUAGUAGAGUCUUACUUAAGGGCCAAGACCAGUCCCCCAUCCUGAAGAUUAUCAGUGAAGAUAAAGAGGACACCACAUCGUAUCUCUUGGACUACAUGCUUGUCUCGAUCAUGGAAAGAACUCUUUUGGCAGCCAGUAGAUUGCUCAAACGUAAACACUUGAAGGACAUCUUGACCUGGACAUGGCACAGGAGGAAACACUGCAGAAACACCCUCAACUACGGGAAAUCAUCCGCCACGCCUUCGCUGGAAACGCAGAAAUAUCUCAAAUACACCAAGCUAGCGAUACCGUGCGGCCGUCUCACGGCGAGAGACUUCUAUCUUGUCACAUCUACAGUCACAUCUCAGCCGCUCGUCGACAAGAUGAUUCCUAUCUAUUUUGAUGAUUCUGCCCUCGACUCUGAUGAUCUCAAUCGCGUCUCACAGAUGUUUAUUUCCGACAAAAAGGGCAAGAAUUGCCAUGAGCAUGACUUAGGGUUGGUCACUUGCACACAUGAUUCAAUCCAGUGCCUAUCGAAUAUCCCCUACAUCGCUCUUGUUCUCGACCUGAAUGUGAAACCGAAGUUUAACGCUACGUUCCCGGAGAAGGAGCUAAAUCACACCGAAACAAACCGAUGUCUGCGGAUCUACGCUUCUGGAAUAAGCAAAACCACAUUUCCAUUCUCGAGCCAACAUCCCGAAGUUGCGAGCCAGCUGCUGCGUGGGCUUGUCUCUCGGCAGAAGGAAACACCAUCCCAAACCACUCUCGAAGCCCUGGUCAAAUUUGGGAGUACCGAUAGGCUACUACGCAACUUGCAGUGGGAAUUACAAGAUGCAUGA